AUGCAAGAAAACAGCGUCACGGCAGUUCCGGUGUCGGCGGUGACGGCAUCCGGACUGGGCACGAUCGGCACCACCGGCCCCGGAAGUGCCGGCGUGGUCGGAAGCGCAGUCAACAGCACCAGUGGCAGCAGCAAUGGAAGCAGCAGCGGCGGCACUACCGGCACCAGCACCAGCAACAACGGUCCUGGCAGUGGGCCAAUCACCACCGCAUCGACAGGCCCGGCCAGCGGCUCGACCCUCUCACCGCACGGCCUCAGCGACAUCGAUCAGGCACAGUUCGAGGCGGACAAGCGGGCAGUCUACAAACAUCCUCUGUUUUCGCUGCUGGCACUGCUGCUGGAAAAGUGUGAACAGGCCACGCAAGGCUACAUUCCUUCCUCGUCUUCCGCGUCCAGUCCAAACGGGUCGUCGAACCAUGGCACCAGCGAUGGGGACAGUUUCUCCCGAGAUAUUCAGGCCUUUGUACAGCUGCUGGAGAAGGAAAAGCGCCCCCUGCUGACGAACAACAGCGAGCUGGACGGACUGAUGAUAAAGGCGCUGCAGGUGCUGCGAAUACACCUGCUCGAGCUGGAGAAGGUGCAGGAGCUGUGCCGGGACUUUUGCACGCGCUACAUCGCCUGCCUGCGCAGCAAGAUGCAGUCGGAGAACCUGCUGCGGUCGGACUACGCGCUCGAGCACAACAACAACCUGUCCAACUCCAACAGUCCCAUCAACAGUCCCGAGCAGGAUCUUUCCGGGAGUGCCCAAGGCUAUUACCAGAGCGCCGACUACCUGCAGGGAAGUGACACUAGCGAGUACAGCAACAUGCAAGCCAAGGGAAGUGCAUUGAGCGGUGGUCCCGUUACGCCCCUGCUACCCCACCCGGUGCUGCAGCAGCAGCAGCCUCCGCAGCAAUCGCUUCACCACCCUCACCAGCAAGUGCCGCCAGCAGCAAUCGAUUCACCGAACAGUGCCACCGUCCUGGAAAGCUCGGUUCUGCCCCAAGACAUGUCGCACAGUCCAAGCGCACUCGCCGUUGGAAUGCCUGGACUUGCCGGACUGCCUCCGCUGCAUGAUGGGCCUGGAGCCGGAGCGAUGUUUCCCACUGACCUUACAGCAGCAGCGGCAGCCGCCGCCAUGGCAUUCCAACAGCAGCAGCAACACCAUCAACAGCAGCAGCAGUACCAUCUGCCCCUCCAUCCGAGCGCGGGUCCGAUGUCGCUCGGCACUGCUGUUGGUGGUUGUCCGCCGGCAAUAGCGCUUACCUCACCGCUUGACAUGUACGCCGGGCAGCUGUCGCCGUGCGGGAGCUCCGAUGAGCUCGACUCCGAGCUUGACUCGCCAGGGGACGGGGAUUCGGGCUCGGGCAAGCGGCACAAGCGGGGCAUCCUGCCCAAGCACGCCACGAGCGUGAUGCGCGCCUGGUUGUUUCAGCAUCUAGUCCAUCCCUAUCCUACUGAGGACGAGAAGCGUGCGAUAGCGGCACAAACGAAUCUCACGUUGCUUCAGGUAAACAAUUGGUUCAUUAAUGCCCGGCGACGUAUCUUGCUGCCAAUGUUAGAAAAUGCCUCCGACAACUCGGGAGAGUAAGGCAGUUCUUUACCUUCACCUCCAAAAGCUAAGCUGCUGACGCAAACCUAGUCCACCAAAGAUGUGUCAGGCUCAUUCAGGAAGGUUUUAUUUCUCACAUUAAAACCGCAACCGCAUGGGGAAAGAUCCACAGUUCCGUUCGCAGCAGUAGCAGCAUCAGCAAAGGGACAUUACUCGCAAUCAACUAUCAAGCUGAAAGAUCUCCGUACCGCCACGUUGUACGCCACAGCGAAGGAAACAGUGUGACCACUUGCAUACGCGCGUGUGUGUUUUGCAAAACAAUCCUUCCCCCUUUGUCCAAUCAUUGUUGUUCCUGUUCAAUCCAAACAAUUUCGAACAAAACGCUUGCAUUGAGCUGGUGACAUGUUUUGCAAACAGUGUCGCCGUAAUCGUUGUUUUACGAUUAAUUAUGGGGCUUUUAGGAAUGUCUAACAACAACCACCACCACCCACUGUCACGAUCGUGUAAUUGCUUGAGCUGUCCGCAGUUUUUUAGACGAUCAAUUGAAUGCAAUGGUUUGUCGUAGUUCCUCUGAUUGUGGAAUUGUUUUCGACCAUUUCCCUCCGUGAGGCAAAUGAGUUUUCCUUUCUCCGUCUUUUCUUCUAAUCAACCUUACCUAUCGAACAAACAAAACUGCCCCUUAUUCCGCAUAAAAAAAACUCAAACACACACACACUCUCUCCCAGAGCGAGAAAAGGCUGGCCAACCGGCAACGGCCGAGAAAUUGCUCCCAAUCAUUGUGGGUAAACAGUGGCACCGUACCGUUUCGUGCCGGGGCUGGUCCGGUCGGUACCGUGCCGUCCGAUUUGAAUAGAAAUGCAAUUUAUAAACAAAUUCAUCCCAAUCAGAGUUGAGACCUCACUGCUUGACUUUUUCCUCCCCCCUGCCUGCCAACUCGCACACCUUGCACGGAAGUGGCAAUCGCGUUUCAAAUUUCGGUCACAGCACACAGCAUUCCAGAGAAAAGGUCCUGCGUGUGUGUGUGUGUGGUGCCUUCCGAAAAGCGGGCGAAGUGUUAUUAAUUAACUCGAACCGCUCGCUCGAACUUGGCCACCGUCGGCCGGCUGUAUCCUUUCAUCGGUUAAUGCUAUUAACGGCCCGAACGGUGGUGGUGAACGUGCGAGAAAACACAAAAUAACACACACACACACGAGCCGACAGUGCGUGCUAGCGCGCUAUGAUGAGGUCUGAAUUGAUUAAUAUUUAUUACCUUGGUAAUGAGCCUCCGGCGCUACUCCGGUCCUUCGCUAGGCCGGAAGCAGGAGGGGGCAACGGUGGGUUUUUGUUUUUCAUUCUCUGCUCCUCUGUCUCCUGCACCCGCCGUGAGAAGGUUCUUCGUUACCCUCUCUCUCUCUCUCUCUCCGUGCACGGUGGGCUGCAAAGGUAACUCAAUUAGUGGCGGGAGGAAAUGGACCGGUGUGUCGAAGUCGGUGGAAAAUGUGGAACCGGCGUGAACACACGGGAAAGGACAUUCGUGCGGACCAGUUCGGUGGCUGAAGGGAAAGGUUCGAUUAUACUUACGCGAGAAGAGGGUGUGUGUGUGUGUGGUUCGUUUGGUUUUGGUUGACCAGUGGUGGAUGUAAUCGGAUGACGAUUACAUAAAUAAAUACCAUUUACAUACAUUUGGACGCAGGAGAAGAAAGGGGGAAGGACAACACACGCCGUCCUGCAAGUGAAACUAUUGGAUUAAAAUCCCUCGCCGACGAUGGCCGCGUGUUUACGGCCGUUGCACUUAAAAGCAAGCAGGAAGAAGAGAUUACGAAAUGUUUACCUCGGCGCACGGUGCAAACGCAACAAAAAAAGGAUAAUGUAAAUCACUUCCCACUCAUAUACUUCCAUACCAAACCGUGAAGGAUACUCAGAGAGACGGGCAGAAAUGCAAAAGAAAGCACAACAAAACAAAGCCAAGUAUACGUAAAUUGCAACAAACACUCAAUCUCCUGCUCCUAGACGAGAAGGGUUGGAUGGCAAUUGGAAAGAUAUUGUAUUUAGCAUGUAGGAUGCAACGCUGCUGGUGUGUGUGCGUGUGUGCGUGUGCAUGUUGCAAAAACAAACUCAAACGAAACAAGCACACAAACGCAAAGUUACUUUUAAGUGUCAUAUUAGUUCCAUCUUCUAAGUUGUAAAUUGGGUGAGCGCGUGAGAAACUACUGUGACGAGAACGAAACAAAGCAACAGAUAUACGUACACUAGUAUACUAAGCGUAGGCAAACGAGGAAGAAGAAGAAAACAAAAAGGGAAAAACAAAAACUAAGCAAAGUUAAAGUAUGUUAUAAGUAUGCAGCUGGCUGAGCGAGGCUGUAUCAGCAGUCCACUACUAUUAUUAGAGAAGUACACUAGCGCAAACCAACCAACCGCAGCACGGACGGACAGAGCAAAGAGCAAAAUACUCCCUUCGCCCGGUUCUUUCUCGUGUUUGAAGCAAAAUGAAC
Messenger RNA from Anopheles gambiae (African malaria mosquito), 4001 nucleotides. RefSeq names its product homeobox protein PKNOX2. Gene Ontology annotation, biological process: regulation of transcription by RNA polymerase II. Lineage: Eukaryota; Metazoa; Arthropoda; Insecta; Diptera; Culicidae. Gene Ontology annotation, molecular function: DNA-binding transcription factor activity, RNA polymerase II-specific; RNA polymerase II cis-regulatory region sequence-specific DNA binding. The transcript is spliced from 7 exons. Bases 1 to 1569 code for a protein of 522 amino acids. The record is from RefSeq and is a predicted model, not a curated record.